UCAUCCUAGUAUGGGACUCCUCAGAAGCGUGCAUCUACGAUUCACUCGUGUGACUCGAACCCAGGAUGAAAAUAUCAAUAAUUACCAUGUGCUCAUUAGUAACUAGUAUCGUGAGAGAAUUUUCGGAGUUGUAAUGAGAAAUCAUUAGCAGUGGAGCUAACCCAUGUCAGGUAGAGAGAGAUAUCUACUUAAGACAAUGGAAAAUGAUGCCUCAGUGGUCUAGAGGUUAGGCGUUUGUGCGCAAAAGUGUUGAUCCUGGGUUAGAACCCCGCCGACGGGAUCUCGGAUGCAUGCCGCUGAAGAGUUCCAUAUUAGAAUGAAAUCGGCAUCAAGUACUUCUGGUUUCUAAAUAUAUAAAUAUGUAAUCAUGUGUCUAUGCAUUAAACUGGGUGUAUCCACCGAAAAAAUAAUGUACAUUAAUGUAUGCAUGUGUAUUAUCUGUUUAUUGUAUAAAUACACUUUAUAUUAACGACCAUUCGAAUUAAUAAGAAUCGAUUUAUAUCCAACCAAUCGUUCAUUGUAUAAUAAGCAUAUAUAUUCAUUUGUUCAUUAACUCUAAUCUAAUUUAAACCGUGGAGAUUUACUUACUAAAAAUAACUUUUCAUCGGAUUUUAACAACAACAACAACAACACCAAAUCAAUCAAACUUUCUUUCUAUGUCAAUAUGCUAAUUUAUUAUUAAACAGUACAGUCUUCAUUGAUUAUUGCCAAGAACCAAACACCACCAAUGACCACCACCACCACCAACAACAACAACAACAACAACAACAACAACAAUGAAGAAAUUAUGUUAGCACAUUCUGAACUAACUGAUCUAUACAAAGAACAAUCUAAAUUAUUUCAUCAAUUAUAUCAUAAUAAUUUAAUGAAAAUGACAGCAAAAUUAAAUGAUUUCGAAAGGUUACGUCCUCUUGGACAUGGUGGUUUUGGUCAUGUUCUAUUAGUACGUCAUAUUAAUACUAAUAAAUUAUAUGCAUUAAAAAUAUUAUCUAAAUUACAUAUUAUUAAAAAUCAUCAAAUUAAUAAUGUCAUUAAUGAAAAACGUAUAUUAGCAUCAUGUAAUUUUAAUUUUAUUAUACAAUUAUAUACUACUUUUAAAGAUACUACUUAUUUAUAUAUGAUUAUAGAAUAUGCUAUAGGUGGUGAUUUAUUUACAUUAUUACGUAAUAUGAAAAAAUUCCCUGAUAAUAUGGUUAAAUUCUAUGGUGGACAAGUUAUAUUAGCAUUAGAAUAUUUACAUUAUUUAACUAUUAUAUAUCGUGAUUUAAAACCAGAAAAUCUUGUUAUUUAUUCAAAUGGUUUUAUUAAAUUAAUUGAUUUAGGUUUUGCUAAAUUAGUACCUAAACAUAAACGUACAUGGACAUUAUGUGGUACACCAGAUUAUAUGGCACCAGAAAUUAUAUUAAAUAAAGGUUAUUAUUAUCCUGUUGAUUGGUGGGCAUUUGGUAUAUUAUUAUAUGAAAUGACUACUGGUUAUCCACCAUUUAUACAUUAUGAUCAAAUGAAAACAUUUGAAUUGAUUAUUAAUGGUAAAAUUAAAUUUACAAAAUUAUUUAAUCCAUUAUUAAAAGAUUUAAUACAACAUUUAAUACAAGUUGAUUUAAGUAGUCGUUAUGGUAACUUAAAAAAUGGUAUUAAUGAUAUUAAAAAUCAUCAAUAUUUUCAUGAUUUAAAUUGGUUACAAUUAUAUCAUUUAAAUAUAAAACCACCAUAUCAACCAUCAUUAUUAUAUACUACUUAUAAUGAUAUUAAUUAUAUGGAUCAUUCAAAUGAAUUGAUUCAUUUAAAUAUUAAUGAUAAAGAACAAUUUGAAAAUGUUUUUAAUGAGUUUUAAAAGAAAAAAAAAACAACACAUUUCUUUUUGUUACUAACCAAGUUUCAUACAGAUAGUUUCCAAUGUUUUUUUCUUGUUUUUCUUUUUUAGUUUACUUGUAUCGAUUAUAAUUUUUAUUUCUAAGUUCACUGUUAAUUGUUGGUUUUUAAAGAAAAAUAGAAAAUGAAUUAUUCAUUCCUUCUUUUAGAUUGCAUCCAAAUUAAAAGUCUAUGUAUUUACUGAAUCAUGAUAUAUAUAUAUAUAUAUAAUUUACUUUGACUGAGUAGAUUCCAAAUUUGCUUCUUUUAUUACUUAGUUAGAUUGGUGCUUAACAGGUUCUCAGAGAUUGUUUAGUUUCCAACGUUUAUAUCAUGCUUUGACUUAAAGGUUAAGCGCUCACAUGGAUGCCUGAAAAUCUAGUGUUCUAGAGUUCGGGG
Schistosoma rodhaini is the source of this 2250-nucleotide messenger RNA. NCBI's taxonomy places the organism in Eukaryota, Metazoa, Platyhelminthes, Trematoda, Strigeidida, Schistosomatidae. The record is from the annotation of a GenBank genome assembly.